AUGAAGCUGUUUCUGUGCCUUGUCGGCGCCCUCCUGGUGGCCGGUGCUGCUGCUGACGUGAAGCACCCACCCUCCCUGCGCAAGCUGCAGGAGUCUACGGCCGUCACUGAUCCGUCGACCGUAAGAAAUUCACGGCCACCCACCUGUGGUCUCUCUGCACUAUGCAUGUGCACGCAUUUGUCUGUCUGUCUGUCUGUCGCUGCUUCGUGUGUGUCUGUCAUGUGUUUGCAGGAGGUGACUGUCCCCGAGGAGCCUGAGAUCCCUCCUGAGGACUCCGAAGGUGGCGACGAAGAUGACGACGAUCUUGAGGUGGGUGCGGGAGCACUCAGCCACACACACACAUACUUAGCGCUCGCAGACCAGCCAUGUGCCUGUGUGCGGGUGUUUGUUUGUCUGAGUACAGGAAGGUGAUGACGCCUUUACCCCAAAGGUGGGCGAACAGCACUUUGCACAUAACACAUACAGACUGUGAACGUCUGUCUGUCUGUAUCGAUGUGUGUAUCAUGUACUACGUGUGCAGGAGGGUGACGGCGAGGAGCGGAGGGCGCUGGGGACCUGGUGCGGGCACCACUGUCACCACCCCUGGUGGUGGUACCAUCAUCACCACCCCUGGUGGUGGCACCCUCACCAUCACGGCCACCAUGGACACCACCACCACGACCAUGGACACCACCGGAUGCUCUCCGAGGUGGGCAAGCGAACAACAUAACACAUAUAGACAGCGGCACUCACGCCAGACACAGAACCAUGUACGUACGUAUGUCUGUCUGUCCGUCUGUCUGUCUGUCUAUCUGCAUGGCUGUGUGUGCAGGAGGGUGAUGAACCUCCUGUGAGAGAGCUGCAUCCCCACUAUCACUGUCACUGGGUCUGGUCGUGCCACCGGAUGCUCUCCGCAGAGGUGGACGAACACGACACCACACACACAGGCAGCGACCCUCACCCCAGACACAGAGCCUUGCACGUCUGUCUGUCUGCCUGCGUGUGUGUGUGCAGGAGGCUGCUGAAGUUCCUGUAAGAGAGCUGCAUCCCCACCCUCACUGUCACUGGGUCUGGUCGUGCCACCGCUGACAUCACCUCCACAACUGUAUGUCACAUUUUUGUAAUCGCAUGAUCCCUGAGUCGCGCUUUAGUGUGGUGUGGAUGACUGUGUGACUGCUGGCUGGGCUGUGGGUGUGGGAGAGUGAGAUUAGCCACAUGACGUCUGAGAUGGCUUGCGUCCCUACUGAUGUGUCUGUCACACAGUAGCUCGUCUCUGCCUGCCUGUGGCUCGUCUCAUGGCUCCCUGUGUGUCUGGCUGGUGUUGGUUGGGCGAGAGUAUGUCUUUAUGCGUUUUAUGUGUUUUAUGUGUACCCGUAUGAAUGCCCCCCCCCAUCCAUCCAUCCAGCCGCGGCCUGUUGGCUGGUCAAUCUCUUUCUGCAAUGUUAUUGAAGAUGUUUCUUCAAUGCACAUAGUGUAGUGCAUGAAAGAUUCGUGUCACUCGUGGACUGGUCGGUGCCUGGGUUUUUGUUUUUGCUUUUGCCUUUUUUGUUUGUGUUUAUUUUUUUGGUGUGUGGGAGCCAGGGUGUAUGGAGGCGCUCUCAGCACCAGUCGGUGUGUGGCAGUCGUUUAUUCUUGAAGAGUGCUCGUUCAUCGGGCUCUGAUCUAUAUUUGUCACUCUGGCGGGCUCGGUGUAUAUGGGUGCAUGUACUGCAUGUGGGAGGUGGAGGGGCAGCCACAGAGAGGGGAGGGGAGGGAGGGGGAGAUGAGUCGUCACAAUCCAUCUUGGGGGUACACACAUGGAUGGGAUGGACACGGAUGGGCUGGACAGAGACACCGACAAGACACUCAAACAUAUCAACGCAUCGAG
Molecule: messenger RNA, 1846 nt
Organism: Vitrella brassicaformis
Lineage: Eukaryota; Vitrellaceae
Source: the annotation of a GenBank genome assembly